This is a messenger RNA of Caenorhabditis briggsae, 2037 nucleotides long. The transcript has 5 exons. Gene Ontology annotation, cellular component: nucleus. The record is from RefSeq and is a predicted model, not a curated record. Lineage: Eukaryota; Metazoa; Nematoda; Chromadorea; Rhabditida; Rhabditidae. The coding region runs from base 1 to 2037 and encodes 678 amino acids.
AUGGAGCAACUCCGAAAAGAUGGCUGGCACAUCAACGAAUCGCAAACCGCCGACUACUUCGAUGAAGGCGUUCUGCCGAAGACGUCACCGGAGAUUCUAAAAGUGAUUCUGAACGAGGAUCUGCGGAAUUUCGGCGAAGCCAGCAUUAUCAAUUUGCAUAAAAAGGACGAGUCGAUUUUGGAAGGACCAUGUGUGCUUCAACUGCUUCGUUAUCGAAAUGUUUCAGUGCCAAGAAUCAAGGAAGAGCUAAACCAAACGGAUCCGUCUCACUCGAUAAUCCGUCUUUUUCUCACGGAUGGACACACAUCUCUAUCCGCUUUGGUCCUUCAUACCAUCCCUGGAAUCAAUUCCGACACGCCGCCAGGCACAAAAAUUCAAAUUAACGGGAAAAUUGAAAUGGAGGGAGGAAAUUUUUUGAUUUUGGAAAAGAAACAUGUAAAAAUUUUGGGCGGUCGUGUGGAGGAGAUGAUUGAGAAGUGGAAUGUUGAGAAGAGUUCGGUCAGAGCCGAUGGAUUCAAAUCGAGUGUUGGAAAGGGGACAGGGGCACCGAAAUGGGUGUCUUUUGGGAAAAGAGGACAGAAAGGAGGACAAUUGGAGAAGGGAUUCAAGGCGAAUUCCGUGAUGCCAAAAACCCUCCAAAAAGAAGGCGAUGACGCUGACGACUUCUCCAAAAACCGCGCAGAAAUUCUCAAAGAUUUGGACGCCACCGACACGAAAACUUUCGCCAAACCCAACCUAGCCCCGCCCCCUGUCAAAGCUCCGCCCCCACCGAAAGAACGGCGAGAAGCUCCGCCCACUUCCACUAAACCUUCUAGAAAGGGGCGUGGCCGCAAGAAUUCCGAAGAUGGACCCGACGUGGAUCUUGGAGAAUAUGCGAAUCACAAGCCCAGCGGGCCGGCGACCCUUUUCGAUUUUAUUGGGGGUGGUGGGGAAAAAGGGGCGGAGCUUGUGGAGGCGGUCACCGAAAAGACUGCAAAAAUACACGUGUCAGCUGGGGGAUCUGGAAGAGGAGGCGGAGCGUCGAGAGGUGGUAGAAAACAUGGAGACCGCCCGCCGAGAAACGACCGAAACGACACUAGAAGCGGUGGUGGCGCCGGACCAUCGUCCAAAACCUUUGAAAAUCCACGUGGCAACCAUCAGGAUCGUCCGCUACGUGGCAGCGAACGAGGCGGAAAUUCUGGAAAAUUCCAGAAUCAGCAGAGAAUUUCAGACCGCCCAACUACUCAACCGCCUCAAAAUCAGCGACAGAAUCAACAAAAUCGCCCUCAAACUGGCGGCCUAUCUGACGCGUCCCGUCGACCACAAAAUCAACCGCCACAUGGAAAUCAGAAUCCACGUGGAAACUACGAAGCUCAGAAUUUCCAGCCACGUGGCAAUGAGAACCCCUUCCAGGGAGGCCAACAACAGCAGCAGCCGCCACGUGGCAAUUAUCAGAAUUUUCAAGGAGGAGGACAACAGCAACAAAAACAUCCACGUGGCACCCAAAAUGACUUCCAAGGAGGGCAGCAGCAGCCACGUGGCAACUAUCAGCAACGCUUCCAAGCAGCACCGCCACGUGGCAAUCAAAAUCCCUUCCAAGGAGGCCAGCAACAGCAUCCGCCACGCGGCGAUCAACAAGGAGCACAUGACCAGUAUCAGCCACGUGGCACCCAAAAUGACUUCCAAGGAGGUCAGCAGCAGCCACGUGGCAACUAUCAGCAAAGCUUCCAAGCAGCACGUGGCAAUCAGAAUACCUUCCAUGGAGGCCAACAACAGCAACAACAGCCACGUGGCAAUCAACAAGGAGGACAUGACCAAUAUCAGCCACGUGGCAAUUAUCAGAACCAGCAGCACCAGCAGCAGCCACGUGGCAACCACAAUAACCUCCAGGGACCACCACUAUGGAGCGUCGGUGCUCAGUGCCUUGCCACGUGGACCGACGGAAAAUUGUAUGCGGCGACGAUAAUAGAACUACAAGCGAAUCACACUGCCGUCGUGAGAUUCAACGAGUACGGAACUACUUAUAAAGUUCCUGUUGACUUUUUGAUUCUUCCAUAG